AUGGUCUUUGCCAACCAUAAAACUGCCACUGGGGCUAUGAAGCGCUCUGCUUCUGCUCUGGAAGGCCCACCCAGCUGGGAUGUGGCUCCUCCUAUGAUGGCUCCCACGCGCUCGUCUUUUCGCCUGCCUUAUGCUCACUACGCUAUGAUCUAUCUUGACAACGAGGGCAAGCUCAAAGUCGAUGAGUCUGCUUCCAUUCAGGAGCAAAACUCGACUGUCUUCACGCCCGAUGUUCGCCAGAACUUCCUCGAGAUUCUCGGUGAAAGAAUUGGCUAUCACCAGCCUAUUGCUCGCCGCACUUUAGAUGCCUCUCCUCGCCGCGUUCGCCGCCGCAAUGGCCCUGCUCCUUCUAUUGCUGAAGAUCAGGGCUCUGACAACGAUGACUACCCCCAGGGUGCAUCCAACGAUAUGGUCCCUCUCCGUGUGGGAGACAUCCAAAAGGUCAAUAGCUAUUAUGAAAGUGCUUUGAAGCAUUUCCAGCAGCUCAAUUGCCGCAUGGUCGCCAAGGCCUUCAUUAAGUUCAUUGAGCCCCGCAAACAGGUUCGACACCCAUACAAUGGAGGCAAGCCUGCGCCGGGAUCCCCUCCUGGCAGCACCGGCGACCCUGAAAAGACCAAGCCCGAGUGGUGGCCCCCGGGUGUCAUGCACAAGGAGCCCGACCACUUGCGUAAAGAGUACCGCAUUGAGCUUCUGCUCCACAUCAUCCGCAAGCUCGGAAGCCAUGGCAUUACCGCUGACAAGCUCAAAGAAGUCGCUGGUGACACCAAGCGCAGCUUGAAGCAUCCUUCCCAUGUCGAGAUCAUCUUUGAGAUUCUGAGGGUCCGCAAGAUGGAAGAGCGUUUCGAACGCGGUGAAGUUGAUGCCAAUAUGGUGGUCUAUGUUCAGAACCGAGGACCCAGCCCCAAGGGUGAAGACGAGGAAGAGGACUCGAACGAUAUUCCCACAAUCAAUGUCGCCGAGCAUAUCGAGGACGGUCUCUUGACUCCAACCUCAUCUGUCGAGCAAGUCACAGCUCCACUCACGACACCAAUCGACACAAUGGCCAUGCACCAUGGCCGCUCCCUGCCAGGUAGUUUCUCAAUGAAUGAGCCCCUAAGCUUCGAAGCCCCUCGCCAGGACCGCUCCUACUAUGCAACCCCGCCUCAGUACUCAGACGCAUACUCGCAGCCCAUGCUCAGCACACCAGUGACCGCCGAAAUGAUCAGCCCUCACGAAGUCCUCGCCUACGACUACUCCACGCAAAACGCCUUCCCAGCCUCCUCGUCUGACCAGCAGCGCACAGCAGGCCAUUAUGACGCGUGGGCGCCCUCGUUCCGCCAAAACAUCUUCAGCCCAGUGGACUACAGCGCCCCGCCUACCAGCCACGGUCUUCCUCCGCCCUCAAUGUCCUACCAAAUGCCCAUGGCAUCGCCGGCCCAGCUGCACGACAUGUCGCACCACGCCCAGUCACCCCUCGACAUGAGCCAACGGGCAUUGCCCUUCCGCACUGGCUCACUGGGUCACCCACACGGCUUGCCUCUCUCGCACCCGGCCUGA
This is a messenger RNA of Penicillium maclennaniae, 1536 nucleotides long. RefSeq lists its product as uncharacterized. The coding region runs from base 1 to 1536 and encodes 511 amino acids. The transcript is spliced from 5 exons. The record is from RefSeq and is a predicted model, not a curated record. Lineage: Eukaryota; Fungi; Ascomycota; Eurotiomycetes; Eurotiales; Aspergillaceae.